AUGGAACAUUCAACAGCAUUCGUUCACUGUGCACAAAAAAUUCUCGUUGAAUUUAUUAAGAAAAACUUUCCGUUGGUAAAAAAGAUCGAUUAUGCGAGUGAUGAAGCAUCUGCCCAUUUUAAGAAUAACGCUAGUAUCUUGAACCUGCUGCAUCAAAAGCACGAUUUUGGUUUGGAUGCUUCUUGGACGUUCACAGCUACGGGUCAUGGGAAAGGUGCUGGAGACGGAAUUGGGGCAGUACUAAAGUCUACCGCCAGACGUGAUACACUUUCCAAGAACAUUCUCAUGUCAAACUCAAAGGAUUUUUACGAGUUUUCAAAAAAACAACAACUUGAAACAGCAAAAAGAUCCAACAAAGAUAAUCCUCCUGUUAAUAUCUUCUAUCUUGACUCGGAUGAAGUAGAAAAAAUUAAGAAAACUUACUUAUAA
Adineta ricciae is the source of this 429-nucleotide messenger RNA. The record is from the annotation of a GenBank genome assembly. Lineage: Eukaryota; Metazoa; Rotifera; Eurotatoria; Adinetida; Adinetidae.